AUGUCUUCGACAGACACUCCCGCCGCCCCGGCGGCCUCUACCUCUGCAACGGCCUCUGCAACUUCAGCUAAUUCAACUCCCUCUCCAUCCACCACCAGCCCGACUACCUCUGCUCAGAACUCUCGCCGUCCGCAACGCAAGAGCACUCUAACCCAGCAGCAGAAGAACCAAAAACGCCAGCGUGCAACACAGGAUCAGUUAGUGACGCUGGAAUUGGAAUUCAACAAAAACCCGACCCCCACUGCCGCAGUUCGUGAGAGGAUUGCCCACGAGAUCAACAUGACUGAACGAUCCGUACAGAUCUGGUUCCAAAACAGACGCGCCAAAAUCAAGAUGAUUGCGAAGAAAAGCAUCGAAACCGGCGAGGAUUGCGACUCGAUUCCAGACUCCAUGCGCCAGUACCUGGCUAUGCAAUUCGACCUGAACAAGCCCGGUGCUCGAGAUUUGUUUGGACGUGCCAGCGGAUUAAGUGGCUAUCCCAACAACGGUUUUGUAGGCGAUGCUGGCCCCUCUGGAAAGGUUAUGAUUCAUCACUUUACCUGUCGCUCGCUCAGUGUCGGUAGCUGGCGACGAAUCGGCCAGAAUGCCAUGGAUCUCGUCAUAUUCUAUUCCCCGGAUAAGGCCACCAUGACAUACUAUAUCAACAACGAUUCGGCUGGAUACAAGAUCGAAUACCCCUUUUCAUACAUCAAGAACAUAACUCUUGAAUCUGGCGACUCGCCUCAGAAUGCAAACGGUGCUCCCUCGCGACCCGGUGGAUUACUAGUCGAACUCAUGCGCCCUCCUAUGUUUUACAUGGAUUCUUCUAAUUCGGGCGGCUUCUAUCAAUGCGGUGAUUUCACAGAAGAUCAGCAAGCUAGUCGGGUUAUGGUUCACCAUCUCGGCGGUCACCCCAAGGUCCUCAGCGUCCAGCUGGCAAAGCUCGUCUCUCUUGAAUCAUUCCAGAACCGCCUGAAUUUUAACUACGCCGUAUCUGCCCCGGUCACGCCACCUCAAGAUAUUCAUCGCCCUGCAUCCCAACCGAACCAAUUUCCUCUAGCCCAGCUCGGCAUGUUCGCUGAACCGCAUCUUAGCGUCAACCAUAUGCCUCGUGGCCACAAGCGUCAGCGCAGUCGCUCUGUUCCACCGCAGGUGGAUUUGUCUUACCUGCAUACUCCUAUGCCUGCAUACCAAAUCCAGCAGUCAGUAUCGCAUUUGACACCUAACUCGACUAUCUUCGCGCCUAUGCCUCAACACAAUUCAAUUCAGGGAUUAAGUAACAAUCUUCGCAUCGAUACGGCGGCUACAUACAGUGUUGAUCCACGACCAUAUCCAAUGUCUGCCACUGCCUCAGACUACGCCAGUCCCCCAUUCUUCUCGACAGCGCCUCCUUCUGAAGCAAUUUCCAUGGGUGCUAGUGCUGGCAACCAGUUCAGUCUGCCUUAUGUUUCACCAUCGCCGAUGGUUGAUCAGUCAAAACUGAUGGACCAGCAGCCUUCAUCCAUGCCUAAUGUGACUCAUGCUGAUCCAUACAUUGCGGAUCAUUCCCCUCCCCUUUCUAUGCACACCACGGGAUCGGGAGAGAUGUUCAGUUUUGGUGGUAACCAACAGCAAGGUGUCUCGGAAGAUGGGCUGCUACUGAGUGAGAUGUAUGCGAAACACAACCUUAACAACUUCGCGAUGGAUAGCUCAAAAUUUGAUUUUUCCAUGCAUGGAAUGUCGGAACCCCAGACUCACAACAUAGCUGGAGACCUAGCUGGUAUCCAGCCUUACGAAAUGAUCGAUCCUACUUCGUCAUAA
Messenger RNA from Talaromyces proteolyticus, 1779 nucleotides. RefSeq names its product putative homeobox transcription factor. Gene Ontology annotation, biological process: cell differentiation; regulation of transcription by RNA polymerase II. Bases 1 to 1779 code for a protein of 592 amino acids. NCBI's taxonomy places the organism in Eukaryota, Fungi, Ascomycota, Eurotiomycetes, Eurotiales, Trichocomaceae. The transcript has a single exon. The record is from RefSeq and is a predicted model, not a curated record. Gene Ontology annotation, molecular function: DNA-binding transcription factor activity, RNA polymerase II-specific; RNA polymerase II cis-regulatory region sequence-specific DNA binding.